AAGUUGAAGAAGCACCGAAGGAUCAUUGACCUUAGCGAAGCAAAGAUGGCGAAGCUCUCAUUCCUUUCAAUGGGGAUGAUCCUCUUCCUGUGCUGUUGCUCGGCCGCUGCAGCAGCGAGGACGGCGCCGGCCGGCCAAGGCUACUCGAAGUACAAGGACCCCGGUCAGCCCGUCAACGCCCGGAUAAGAGACCUCAUGCAGAGGAUGACGCUCCAGGAAAAGAUUGGCCAGAUGACUCAGCUCGACCGCGCCUCGGUCACCCCGGAGAUCCUGAGGGACUACUCCAUCGGCAGCGUGCUCAGCGGCGGAGGGAGCGUGCCGUUCCCCAAGGCCAAGGCCCGAGACUGGAUCGACAUGGUGAACAGCUACCAAAACGGCUCUCUCUCCAGCCGCCUCGGGAUCCCGAUCAUCUACGGCAUCGACGCGGUCCACGGGCACAACAACGUGUAUCAAGCCACUAUAUUCCCGCAUAAUGUCGGUCUCGGGGCUACGAGGGAUCCGGAUCUCGUGAAGAGGAUCGGGGCUGCGACCGCACUCGAAGUCAGGGCGACGGGGAUUAACUAUGUGUUUGCGCCGUGCAUUGCCGUAUGCAGAGAUCCGAGAUGGGGCAGAUGCUAUGAGAGCUACAGCGAGGAUCCAUCCGUCGUUCAAUCCAUGACAUCAAUCAUCUCCGGCUUGCAAGGCGAAAUUCCCGCCGGCGGGCGGAAGGGAGCGCCUUAUCUCGGCGGAAAUGACAAGGUUUUGGCCUGUGCAAAGCACUAUGUGGGAGAUGGUGGCACCGCAAGGGGCAUCAAUGAGAACAACACGGUGGCUGAUUGGCAUGAAAUGCUGAGCAUCCACAUGCCCGGUUACUACAAAGCCAUAAUCGAGGGCGUGUCGACGAUCAUGGUCUCGUACUCGAGCUGGAACGGAGUGAAGAUGCACGCCAACCGCUUCCUCGUCACGGACUUCCUCAAGAACACCCUGAAGUUCAGGGGCUUUGUGAUAUCCGAUUGGGAAGGGAUCGAUAAGAUCACCACCCCCGCCGAUGCAAAUUACACGUACUCCGUUCAGAUGGGGAUCGGAGCCGGGAUCGACAUGGUCAUGGUUCCCUACAAUCACACAGUGUUCAUCGAUACCCUGACCCGACUGGUCAAGGCCGACGUGAUCCCCAUGAGCCGGAUUGACGACGCCAUCGAGAGGAUCUUGAGGGUGAAGUUCAUGACGGGCCUAUUCGAGAAACCUCUGGGCGAUCAGACCUUUCUUUCGCAGCUUGGAAGCCAGGAGCAUAGGGAUUUAGCAAGGGAAGCAGUUAGAAAAUCACUGGUUCUGUUGAAGAACGGGCACAAAGCGGAUCCCCCGGUGUUGCCGCUCGCCAAGAACGCCUCGAAGAUACUCGUCGCCGGGACUCAUGCCAACAACUUGGGCUAUCAAUGUGGUGGUUGGACCAUCACUUGGCAGGGUGGAAGUGGCAACAACCUAACCAGCGGGACCACCAUCCUAGGCGCGAUAAGUAAGGCCGUGGACCUCGACACGGAAGUGGUCUUCAGCGAGAACCCGGACCCCGACUUCGUCCGAUCGCACAACUUCUCGUACGCCAUCGUCGUGGUCGGGGAGCUUCCCUACGCGGAGACGGCGGGAGACAGCACGAACCUGACGCUGGCAGAGCCGGGCGGGGACAUCAUCCAAAAGGUUUGCGGGGCGGUGAAGUGCGUGGUGGUCGUGGUCUCGGGGAGGCCAGUCACGAUCGAGCCGCGCGUGGACCAGAUGGACGCGCUGGUGGCCGCGUGGCUGCCGGGGAGCCAGGGGGAAGGGGUGGCCGAUGUCUUGUUCGGGGACUACGGAUUCACUGGGAAGUUGCCGAGGACGUGGUUCAAGACCGUGGAUCAGCUUCCCAUGAACGUGGGGGACCCUCACUACGAUCCCCUCUUCCCAUUUGGUUUCGGGCUUACCACUGAGCCCACUGGGGGACAGUGAGGGAGACAAUUGAGAGUGCGACUAGUUCUUCUGGAUCUUUAGGUUUUAUUUUAUUUUCGAACAUCUAGUGGGAGAUUCCUUCCGGGUAUACCCAGUCAUUUGGAUUGAAGAUGGUUCAAAAAUUUAGGAUUUGGAACAACUUGAAUAAUCGUCAUUGGGGUAUUCUGGUUGUUUCCCAUUUCGUGG
Rhodamnia argentea is the source of this 2142-nucleotide messenger RNA. RefSeq names its product beta-glucosidase BoGH3B-like. Bases 46 to 1956 code for a protein of 636 amino acids. Lineage: Eukaryota; Viridiplantae; Streptophyta; Magnoliopsida; Myrtales; Myrtaceae. The transcript is spliced from 9 exons. Gene Ontology annotation, biological process: glucan catabolic process. Gene Ontology annotation, molecular function: beta-glucosidase activity. The record is from RefSeq and is a predicted model, not a curated record.